AUGAUUGGAAUGAGUUCAACAUUAGUCGAGACUGUUUCAAUUAAUUAUGAAGACUUUAAUGAAAGUUUUUUAACUUGUGGAACUUGUUUAUGUAUGUACGAUGGGAGUGAACAUACUCCUAAACUCUUGCCUUGCUCACAUACAGUUUGCCUUCAUUGUCUGACUAGAAUAGCAGCUUCCCAAACGAGAGACAAUGGAACUUUUAGAUGUCCAAUUUGUAGAAAACUCAUCACUAUUCCAAGAGGGGGAGUUUCUGCAUUGCCUCCAUCUUUUUUAGUUAAUCAACUCUUGGAUCUUAUGUCAAGACAACGAAGAGAAGUGAUUCCCAAAUGUUCAAUUCAUCUUACACAGGAACUUUUAUUCUGUGAAACAUGCGACACAGUUUUUUGCUCUCUAUGCACUGGAUCAACCGGCCAUUCAUCGAGUAACGAACACACAAUCAUACCAUUUUCGAUUGCCAUUAAACGAAUGUCUGAAAUAUUACUUUACAAAGCCAACGAAUGCAUUUCAAAACUUGCAGAAGCACAAGAAACUGUUAAAAGUGAAAUACAAAAAAUAAACGUUGGAAGUGAAAAAGCAAUUGAAAAAAUAAAUGACACGAUAAAUGAAUUAAACGUAUUAAUUGAAAAUAGGAGACAGGAAAUGUUAAAUGCCGUAUCGGAAGCUGCACAAGAGAAAAAAAAAGUUUUAGAAGAACAAUUAGCCAUUAUAGAAGGAGAAAAAAAUAAAGUUGAAAAUGAAUGCGAUGGUUUACAAUAUCAAGUAGAAGUAAGAAACAUAACGCAAAAAAUUUCUAGUUUGGGUGAAAAAUUAGAUGCCGCAUCAAGUUUAAGCGAACCGAGAGAAAAUUCAUUUCUCACGUGUGAUUUCACUCAUAAUGAUUCACUAUUAAAAUUAGCGGAAAAUUUAAAAACAUUGGGUAGAGUUAGAACGAGCACAACUUAUCCUAGUCUUUGCACUUACGAUUUGUGUGAAAAAAAUCCAGUUGCUAAUUUAGAAACGUGCGUUAUAUUAAACACUGUCGACUAUCACGGGAAUUCCAGAUCAACUGGAGGAGAUCCCGUUACGUCUAACGUCACAAUGGAAGGGAAUCCUAAUAAAGAAUUAAAUGUGAGAGUUGAAGAUUUAGAUAAUGGAACUUAUAAAAUUUAUUUUCGUCCACCAUUAGCCGGAAAGUACUUAUUAAAUAUUCUAGUCUUUGAUCGUGUCAUACGAGGAUGUCCGAUUCCGAUUGAUGUGACUGAUCAUAACAAUCCGAUUACCACAUUUGGAAUGAGAGGAUGUGGAAAAGAUGAAUUUUUACAACCCGUCGCCAUUGCUGUGGACAAAGACACGCAAUACAUUUACGUCGUCGAUACCGGAAAUUCACGAAUAAAAAUAUUAAAUAAAGAUUUAGAAUUUAUACGUCACAUAUAUAACGAAGGUUUGGAAGGUCGAAGUUGUACAGGUAUUGACGUUUGUAAAAAUUAUAUUUGCAUCGUUAAUUGGCGUACGAAAACGGUGACGACCAUGAAUCACGACGGUAUCACAAUGUCAAAAUUUUCUUAUGACGAAUUUCAAGAACCCAUCGAUAUAUCGAUCGAUAGCGAAUAUGGACAUUAUUUAAUAGCCGACAGCGGAUUGAGUUGCGUUUUUGUUUUCGAUUCGUUAGGUAAACUAUUAUUUCAAGUUGGAAAAAAAGGAAAUGGGAAAAAUGAAUGUUUUAAUUUAAUAUCGUCCAUUUGCGUCGGACCGAACAGUUCGAUUAUUGUGGCAGACACAAGCAUUCACAUAUACUCGCCGAAAGGAGAUUUAAUCGAAGAAAUAAAUUCGAACGAAGUCAAAAGUCGGGGAAGGUACGGAGGUUUAUCCGUCGACAAAGAAAAUCGCAUUGUCGUCGUGAAAACGGAAAAGAAUAAAAACGUUUUGCAAGUAUUGAAAAUACCCGGAGGAGAAAUAUUAUCAACGAUUGAUUCGUACGAUUCGAAACUUAAAAGACCCGGAGGAAUAUCGGUGACAAACGACAAUCACGUUGUUGUGGUCGAUUUAGGUUACGAUUUAGUUAGAAAAUAUCGUUAUUGGUAG
Messenger RNA from Pediculus humanus corporis (human body louse), 2064 nucleotides. RefSeq names its product RING finger-containing protein, putative. Gene Ontology annotation, molecular function: protein binding; zinc ion binding. The transcript has 11 exons. Lineage: Eukaryota; Metazoa; Arthropoda; Insecta; Psocodea; Pediculidae. The coding region runs from base 1 to 2064 and encodes 687 amino acids. The record is from RefSeq and is a predicted model, not a curated record.